Schistosoma haematobium is the source of this 3396-nucleotide messenger RNA. RefSeq names its product Trafficking protein particle complex subunit 4 (gene TRAPPC4). The transcript is spliced from 2 exons. Gene Ontology annotation, cellular component: TRAPP complex. Bases 646 to 1356 code for a protein of 236 amino acids. NCBI's taxonomy places the organism in Eukaryota, Metazoa, Platyhelminthes, Trematoda, Strigeidida, Schistosomatidae. The record is from RefSeq and is a predicted model, not a curated record. Gene Ontology annotation, biological process: endoplasmic reticulum to Golgi vesicle-mediated transport.
CUACUAUGGGAGAGAACAAACCGGAUUUCAGGGGAGGAAGAAGCGCUGGAAGUGGAUAGGACACACAUUGAGGAAAGCACCCAACUGCGUCACAAGACAAGCUCUUACAUGGAAUCGUCAAGGCCAAAGGAGGAGAGGAAUACCAAAGAACACAUUACGCCGAGAAAUGGAAAUAGACAUGAGAAAAAUGAACAAGAAUUGGAUGGAACUAGAAAAGAAGGUGGAGGACAGAGUGGGUUGGAGAAUGCUAGUUGGCGGCCUAUGCUCCAUUAGGAGUAACAGGCGUAAGUAAGUAAGUAAUAACACAUAUCUAGGAUACGAAGCACUAUUACAAUCCAGUAUACUGUAUCAUUACGGCCAAGCGUGAUGUUAAAGAAAUUAUCGUCGACGAUUUAAAUUCAAGGUUAUUUUGGAAUUCUAGCAUCAAUAACUCAUCUUUUUUAUGGUGAUCUCGGAGACCUAGCACGUUAAAUCCCUUUCAGAUAACACGAGACAAAUUCGUCUGAAAAAACUGACCUGUCUUCAAGCCUUGUAUUUGAUCAUAAAUAAAAUUGAAAUUCAUAUCACGAAUCUGGUGUAUAUGUGUACAUGCUUCCUCCCUUGUCAUCCUUAAUUUUCUAAGUCUGAAUCAAGCUUAGCACAAAAAUGAGUGUAUAUGGCAUUUAUGUGAUAAGUGAAUCUGGCUCACUACAGUUUUAUUAUGAUCAUUCUGAUGUUACCGUGGAAGUAGAAAAGAAAUACGAUUUCCCACUCCCGUUCCAUUUCAAAGCUAUGGAUGGUCGUAUUGUCGUGGAUUUUGGUGCAUGUGACGAUGUAAAGAUAGGGUAUACUGUGAUAUCUGUUGACGGCAUUACAGCUAAAGGCACAUCUCUGGAAGAUAACAGGGAUAUUUUGAAAGUUUUUUCAGAUAAAGACAACUUUCCACUGACUAUCAAACUUGGGAGACCUCGACUACGUCCAAAUGACCGAAUUCACCUUGCUAGUAUGUUCCACCCAUUACACUCAAUGGCCCGACUUCUUUCCCCAAUUCCGGAUUCCAAUUCCAGCUUUGUCGCUCCGGCUAAUGAUAAAAAGGCUCCACGAGUUUGGAAUUCUGGUAUCCAAACUUUGGAAACGGAAUGCUGCCGUGUUCAUUGUUUGGAAACCCAUACAGGUGUUAAAUUUUUACUUGUUACUGAUGUUAAAUUACCAGUGGCUUCUCGCGAGGCUCUCCGCAGGGUGUACGAGGCUUAUACAGAUUUUGUGUUGAAAAAUCCCUUUUAUGCUCGGAACCAACCUUUUAAUUACGAAUUCUUCGCUAAUCAAAUAAAAACCAUAUGUGAUCAAGUAGAAAAGGGAAUGUAUGUAAUUAACUAGUAUUUUAUUCCUUUGCUGAUUUUCAUUGAUUACUUUCAUUCCACCAAACAUAUCACUUAGCUAUCUUUUAUUUUUAUUCUGACUUCUUACGAUUCUUUCUCAUUUGUCCUAUCUACAACCUAAGUGUUUAGCUAACUAGGGUGGGAGUGGGUUGGAGAAAGGUUAAUGGCAGUUGAGCCAAUAUAUUGCUCGUAGUGUGCGAUCAUUAGUCCAAUACUUGAAGAAUUUCUUGGUUUGGGUACGCAACGUAAUUGUAAUCGAUUAUUUAUAAGCAUAAAGUAAUAUGCCUCAAAAUAGGUAACAGUGAUCUUCAUGUAUUCACUUUCGUCUUCCUUUUAGUAAUAUACACAGGAUUAUCCCUAAUUGUUCAUUUCAGUAGUUUCUCCUGACUUCCUCUAUAAGUUUUCUGAAACUGUUGAUACCAUUAUUUUCCGUUUUGCUUUCUAUCUCGUUAACUUUCUAAUAAUUAUGUGAAGUAUGCCAGUUUGAAAUGACACAUUUCUCCUAAGUCUUAGUGUUUAUAUAUUUUCUUUAAAACUUCCUCCAAAAAUAUGUAUCAUACCACAUUAUACAUACCAAUAAACUUUAUUUGUUUUAUAAAAAUCAUAGGCUUUUAAUCCAUUCUGGCGAUUUAGAUCCACCUAUAGUUUGUCUUUCAAAGUGAAGAUGUCUUGCCGAUCUUUGUCUAUGGAUGCUUCAAUCGCUCUCUAAACAAGCUUAUAUAACUAAGCAUGUAUUUACACUUGAAAAUGUAAUGCUUAUUUCAAGAUUUAGUCUAAUGAUGCUCUCCAUACUGAAGUUCAUGCUGUUUAUCGGUAGUCAAACAACGCACCAUUUAGAAAAUCUUUUAAACUAUGUCGUUUCCAAACAAGGUUCUUUAGUUUCUGUACACUAGUUUCUUCGAAACUGGUUGAUUGAGUUUCCGUCUGAUCAUCCCUGUGAAAUCCGUUAUCUAGCAGUAUGUUUUCAAAUCACUCCGAUUUUAUAGCUCACUCGUCUAGUAUGUUGAUCACUUCUAUUGGUUGACGGGGAUUCCAAUUUAUAUAUAGGUUUAUACUACUAUCAUAUGUCGCUAGUUCGUUUAAGUUUUGUUAAUACUCAAAAUCUACACAUAACUAUGAUGCCCCUUCUCUCCAGUCGAGUUGUUCCAACCCAGUAAUAAAAUAACUUUGUACACUCGUCACAAUUUAAGUGUUUAAGCCAAUGAACUGCUCGACUGCUUAAGUCAGAGCAAAUAAAACAAAAUUUGACCCUGUAACUCUAUACUUAAAGAGCUACUACUGUUUUAAACGGACGAUAUAUUCAGUCGAUGUAUUUCUUGUAAUUGAUGUGACAAUAAGUUGAUAUGCUGAUUGUUUCCGUUUCCGUGUAGUUUGUAUGCAGACCAGUCAAAGGUAAAACCUUAUGGUUAGUGGAGACACCAUAUGAGGAGAAUUCUUGGGAAAAGUUUAAAUUAUCGCUUACGUGAAGCCUAAUAUGCACCAAAUCAGCCAGAUAGUUACAUCGGUCCAAAUAAUAAUAAUUUAGUGUGUAAGAAACUAGUUGAAUUAGGUAACAAAAGACGAACCAUCAAAUGUUUGGAACUAAACAAUUUUGUCACUAUAGUAGACAACAGCUAUAGAUUUAAGAAAAUCAAGAUAUAAACACUGGAGAAUAUUGUUGUACUUCUCCCAAACUUUUGCAGCAAAUUUUAUCGGGCUGAUUUGUGUACACUUUAGACAAUAGGCGGGUAGUCGUUUCAUUGUACAUAUCUCUGCUAACUGCCAUUCAUGACUAACGUUAUGGUACAGAUGAAUCCCACAUUAUGAAUUUUGUGGUUGAGCGGGACUUAAGGGUAGCAAAACAUUCCUAUUUUGAUAUCAUGCUCUAUUUAAUAUACGUGAUCACUUACAGAAGGGUAAUGAUCGCAUGUAUUCUAGUAAUCAGUCAAGUCUUGCUUUUGUUGCAUCUGAAGAAGCUAGUGAAAAGAGUUAAUAGGAUUUCUUGUUAUUCCACUUCAUUAAGGUCAUGAUCCACAUAAGUUAGCUCAGUUUUUGGUUA